Sinocyclocheilus anshuiensis is the source of this 1196-nucleotide messenger RNA. RefSeq names its product oxysterol-binding protein-related protein 1-like. The transcript has 10 exons. NCBI's taxonomy places the organism in Eukaryota, Metazoa, Chordata, Actinopteri, Cypriniformes, Cyprinidae. Gene Ontology annotation, molecular function: cholesterol binding. Bases 179 to 1159 code for a protein of 326 amino acids. Gene Ontology annotation, cellular component: plasma membrane; perinuclear endoplasmic reticulum; cytosol. The record is from RefSeq and is a predicted model, not a curated record.
CUCACACACACACUCUCUCUCUCCUGUGCUCCAUUUCACGCAUCUACAGUCUCACAUACAGGAACAGCAGACAGGACGCAAAACAAGGUGACUCCUGCAGAGGCCAUUCAAGCAGAGCCAGAUCAGUAAACAGUUUGGUGUCUAUUGACACAGCUUCAUCUGUGGCCCCAGAGACAUCAUGUCAGGGGACGGUAGCCAGGGUGACAAAACCCAGUGCAAUGGAGUCAAAAAGCACAGGUCAGCUCUUCCUGCUGCAAUGUUCUCACGAAACAAUGUCAGUAUGUGGGGCGUUCUCAAAAAAUGCAUUGGGAUGGAACUGUCUAAAAUCACAAUGCCGGUGAUUUUUAACGAGCCUUUGAGUUUUCUUCAGAGAUUGACUGAAUACAUGGAGCACACAUACCUCAUCCAGAAGACCAGCGCUUCACAAGACUCCAUCCACAGAAUGAAGUGUGUGGCAGCUUUUGCUGUGUCAGCUGUGGCCUCGCAGUGGGAGAGGACGGGAAAUCCCUUCAACCCACUGCACGGAGAAACCUACGAGCUGCUCAGAGAGGAUCUGGGCUUCAGAUGGGUCUCUGAGCAGGUCAGUCAUCAUCCGCCGGUCAGUGCCUUCCACGCCGAGGGCAUAGAGAGCGACUUCAUGUUUCAUGGAUCCAUUUAUCCAAAACUCAAAUUCUGGGGAAAGAGUGUGGAGGCCGAACCGCGUGGAAUCAUCACCCUAGAGCUUCCUCUCCACAAUGAAGCCUACACCUGGACCAACCCGACCUGCUGUGUUCAUAACAUUAUCAUGGGACAGCUGUGGAUUGAGCAAUAUGGAAAUGUUGAAAUUAUUAAUCAUAAAACUGGGGAAAGAUGUUGUUUGACUUUCAAACCGUAUGGCAUCUUUGGAAAAGAGUUGCAUAAAGUGGAAGGAUACAUUCUUGAUAAAAGCAAAAAAAAGAUCUGUGCUCUGUAUGGCAAGUGGACGGAGUGCUUGUAUUCUAUGGAUCCAGCGACAUUUAAUGCUCACAGAAAAUCUGACACAAAGCGCUCUGAGAAGGACAGGAAGGGAAGCACACAGAGUAAUAAUGCGGAUGAGGAGCCGGAUGAAAUGCCUCCUCCAGAAGCCGAGACAGUGCAGGUGAUUGCAGGAAGUGAGCUGAUCUGGAGGAUAUCACCGUGACCAGACAACUCCAGAAAAGUAUGCGGAAUAUGCCAUC